GCGUCUUGAAAAGCCAAGGUUAACACAAGGCGACAAGGCAUGCUGCAGUCAGCUUCUGGACAUCAGAGGAACAGCAUGGGGAACAAGUUGCUGAUCAGCGCUUGCCUGGCGGCUUGGACCUUAUUACUAUGGAUCACAGAGGGACAAGCUAUGUACCCUAGCAGCGACCAUCAAGACAGGGAUCAGGGUAACGCUGAAGUAGCUCGCGACGACGACUAUCCCUACUACUCACCUCACUACGGAUCACCAAGCUACGAUGGCUACGGGUAUCAGCGGCCUCCUCAGUACCAGCAGCCGUACCGACAAUACAAACCUGUGGUCUGCAAAACCGUCUGCAAGCCUCUCAAGUUCAAGAAGAAGAAGAAGAAGCAGACCAAGAUCUACACAUACCCGACGGAGUACCCUUCGUAUCAGGCAACCUACAAACCGUACAGCACAUACGCCCCAACUCCGGCGUACACCACAUACCGCAAAGAACCUGCACACGAGAGCACAACCUAUCCAACAACUCCUUACUCCGAACCAAAGAAAGAUGUCAAAGUUGUCAUCAUCAAGGAGAAGAAAAAGAAAGGCUAAAACGCCGUAGAAUCAUCUUAAAUGCACUUUUGCAUCCCACUGUUGAGACAACAUACUACAACAUAUAAGUCAGAGGAAAAUAAAAGGUCAUUUGAAUCUA
Messenger RNA from Ornithodoros turicata, 676 nucleotides. RefSeq lists its product as uncharacterized. The coding region runs from base 40 to 576 and encodes 178 amino acids. The transcript is spliced from 2 exons. Lineage: Eukaryota; Metazoa; Arthropoda; Arachnida; Ixodida; Argasidae. The record is from RefSeq and is a predicted model, not a curated record.